This is a messenger RNA of Penicillium malachiteum, 240 nucleotides long. RefSeq lists its product as uncharacterized. Lineage: Eukaryota; Fungi; Ascomycota; Eurotiomycetes; Eurotiales; Aspergillaceae. The transcript is spliced from 2 exons. The coding region runs from base 1 to 240 and encodes 79 amino acids. The record is from RefSeq and is a predicted model, not a curated record.
AUGGCUAAUAAGGUCAAAAUUCUGCAAUCAAUCAAUAAUCAGGUGCCAUGGUCUAGUGACCUGGCAGACAAUGGCUUUGGUCCUGAUGCUGGGGCUGCUCUCUCAACCAUGAUUCCCCAAAAUUUUGACAUCCAUAUGGUACCUAGGUACUCAACCUUACUUUGGGAUGCACUUGCUCUUACCAGUCGUAGUGGCCACAUUUCACUGACAGAGUUGAGCUUGCCGCGUGCACAUGUAUAG